CAUCUGCCAGCGCGUGCCUAACCAAUAAAUCCAUCACCUCCCUGUCGCCCGUCGCCGAGGCUCCUGUUUUCGUUGCCUGCUCUCUCCCCUGGCUUGCGCGAUAGCCACCGACUCCUCUCCCCCAUGUCUGCCUACUACCCGGACGAGGCUCCCGCUCGGGACCGCUCGUCGCGCCGCACUUACUAUCGCGAGGACCGCCGUGACGACCGGGACCCGCGAUACGCCGACCCUAGAGACGCUAGAGAUAGCUACCUGAGUACCCACUCGCGAGACUUGAUUCCCCGCCCACGAGAGGAUAGCGACCUCUCGGUGGAGGAGGUUCAUCGAGAUUUCCCGCCGCCGGGCUAUACUAGGGACAUCCGCCGAGCCCGCUCAGCCGGGCCCUUCGACGACUACGACGAUCGUCGUUCUCACUAUUCUCGCGAUGACCGUGACCGCGAUUAUGACCGCGAUUAUGACCGCCGGUCCAAGAAGGGUGACAGCCACCACCGCGAUGACGAGGAGAAGAAGCGAGCCCGCAUGCUCGGCAAACAAGAGCAGAUCAUCGCUGCCCUUGCUGGCGCCGCCGUCGCAAUCGGAGGCAAGGAGCUCUUCGACCGCCGUGGGGCCAAGCAGGAGGGCGUUGACGUCCAGCGGAAUGUCUUGGCUUCCGCCGCCCUGGGCGCGGCCGGAGCCUUUGCUGGUUAUCAAGGAACCGAGUUCUACAACAAGCACCAGAAGAAGUUGGACCCUAGCGCUCAUAAAGGCCGCGACGGAUAUUACUCCGACGAUGCCGACGACUCCAAGGAUAAGAAGGGACACAAGAAUUUUCUGGAAGGCGCCCUUGCCGCUGCCGGUCUCGGCGGCGCCGUCAAGGCGCUAACUGGCGGCAGCAGUCACGAUGACAAGAAGUCCGACACUCGAAGCCGCCAUGGCUCCGCAUCCCCCAAGGGCCGAGGGGAGGGUGCUAACAAGGUGCAGAAGGCUGCCAUGGCAUCCCUCAUCGCCGGAGCCACCGAAGCCUUCCGCGUCUCCAAGGAGCCCGGCGGGUGGAAGGGCGAGAAGGCCAAGCGCAUUCUCACCGCGGCUGCUGGUGCCGCCACCAUCGACGCAGCUCAGAAUCCCGAAAAGUCAAACAAGCUUGCUCUUGCCGAGUCCGUCAUUGGUGGGCUUGUUGGCAACCGCGUCAUCAACGGCUCCAAGAGGAAUAUCGAAGAAGACAAGAAGACGGGCCGCAGCCGAUCUCGCUCUCGCGCCAAGUCAGACGGCGGCGGCGGCGGUGCCACCGGCCUGGCGGCCCUAGCAACUGCCGGACUCGGUGCCUUUGGCGCCAAGAAGCUCAUGGACAACCGCGAGAGAUCCCGCUCGCGCCGCCCUAGUGCUGAUUCGCACGACAGCCGCGGUUCAUCCCCCGAUAGGCGCCGCCACCGCAGUCGCAGCCGCAGCGUGGUCGAUACGGCAAGACGGAGCCUGGCCAAGUUCGGCAUCGGCAAUGGGCCUGAUGAUGAUGACGACGACCGCGACCGCCGCCACGACCGGAAACAUCAAGAUGACUUCGACGAACCGCGUGGCUCGCGCCGACACCGCCGGCAUGAUUCGGAUGAUGAGUAUGACGACCACUCCCGAGGCCACGGCCGUGACCGGGGAGGUCGGGACGGCCACGACGACGACCGGUCCCGUGGCGGGCGUGACCGCAGCCGCUCCCGGCAGCGUGGAGGCGGAAGACGGGACGCCUCGAGGGGCUCCAUGUCGGAAUCGGAUCUCGGAGAUUCGGACGAGGACCAGAAGCGAGCGAAGAAGAUAAGAGGUAAGCAGAUCCUUACCACUGGCCUGGCGGCGGUGGCGACCAUACACGCGGCCCACAAUGUCUACCAGAGCAUGGAGAAGCGGAGUGCGCGGCAGAAGGCGGUCAAGGAGGGGAGGCUUAGCCCCGAGGCAGCGAAGAAGCUCAAGUCCAAGGCGCUGCUGCAGGAUGCGGCCUCGGUGGGCAUCGCAGCACUGGGCAUCAAGAGUGCCGUCUCGGAGCUCAAGGAGGUCCGCGAGAAGAGCCACGAGUGGCGUGAGUGGCAAGAAGAGAGGGCCAUCCGCCACCAGAGGCGGCUCGAACGCCAGAAGCGCCUGACGAGCCGUGACAGCCAUGAUGAUGGCAGCAACAGCAGCAGCGGCCGUGGCAGACGCAGGGCUGACGACUGGUCUUCCGUAGCUCCUCCGAGGGCGGAUCGGUACGAUGAUGGGCCCCGUUACUCGGACGGGAACCCAUACUCGGCCCUUCCCGCCCCUCCUGUCGGAUACUCCGAUAGGAGGUAACAGAGGAGAUUGGAACCCCCACUCCAUGCCAUGUAUGGUGCUGCCUUUCACAAAUCACUUCAUCCCUCUCCACCAAGCCUGUUGUAUCGUCAUCAAGCUGCGACCAUGUCACGAACCGGCAAACUCAUUCACGGUUCACGACUGUUAUGACAGGAUGAAA
Messenger RNA from Phialemonium atrogriseum, 2446 nucleotides. RefSeq lists its product as uncharacterized. The transcript has a single exon. Bases 124 to 2286 code for a protein of 720 amino acids. NCBI's taxonomy places the organism in Eukaryota, Fungi, Ascomycota, Sordariomycetes, Cephalothecales, Cephalothecaceae. The record is from RefSeq and is a predicted model, not a curated record.